AUGGCGUCUUGUUCUAGCCACUCUCUCUCUUUCCUAAUAGCCUGCUCCACCCUGUUCGCCGCCGCUGCCGUAAAUGCUGCCAGGCCGUCCCCGCAAUAUCGGGGGCCUGGCAUGGCUGCUGUUCGCUUACAGGCUGAUGAUAUGGCAGAAUGCUGGAACUCCCUGCUAGAACUGCGGGCGUGCACCGGCGAGGUCAUCCUCUUCUUCCUCAACGGCGAUACCAACCUGGGACCGGGCUGCUGCAACUCCGUACGCAUCAUCGAGCACUGUUGCUCGCUGUCCAUGCUCACCUCCCUUGGUUCUGUUGGAGUUAAUCUCGCCACCGUGAUCAUCGCAAUCCACCGAGGAGGAAGGUGUCCGACGGAAGUCCCGCCUGAUCUUACGUCUUAUUUUGAAUUCCCUUGUAUUUCGCUCUCUAUCUUCUUCCUUUGAAUGUUUCAAUUACAGCCGUCCAUUAUGGAGUUUUAACGGCUGUGAUUGCGCCUGAAUGGUAGCGCUCGCAGUAACUGCCUUACGGCGUUACUGUACAAUGUGUUCGACCUGGUCCUACAAGAGAACCAGUUCGACGACUGAUUGGCGAUGCCAAUUGAUUUCUCCCAUUUUCAGUUUAAUAGAUUUGGGCAUUUUUUAGUUCUCCAUUCUUCUUGGGUUCUUUUGUUACGAAGAAUCGUAAGGUUAGAUUCUUCAGGUUCCACAGCCGAUGAGGGGGACACAGUGACAAGCUACUGCGUUGCCCUGGACAGCACCCUCCCCUUGCCACCGGCCGCACCAUCUCCGGUCUUACUCGCUCCCACGCCAUGA
Molecule: messenger RNA, 801 nt
Organism: Spirodela intermedia
Lineage: Eukaryota; Viridiplantae; Streptophyta; Magnoliopsida; Alismatales; Araceae
Source: the annotation of a GenBank genome assembly